Messenger RNA from Teleopsis dalmanni, 1199 nucleotides. RefSeq names its product uricase-like. Bases 127 to 1107 code for a protein of 326 amino acids. Gene Ontology annotation, cellular component: peroxisome. Gene Ontology annotation, molecular function: urate oxidase activity. The transcript is spliced from 5 exons. NCBI's taxonomy places the organism in Eukaryota, Metazoa, Arthropoda, Insecta, Diptera, Diopsidae. Gene Ontology annotation, biological process: urate catabolic process; purine nucleobase catabolic process. The record is from RefSeq and is a predicted model, not a curated record.
UGUAUAAGAAAAAGUGGAAAGCGUAAUUCUAUCACGCAUUCAAAUAAAAUAAUUUCCUGUAAUACAAACAAUAAGUUACAAAAAAAGUAAAAACAAGUUAAACUGAACGCAUCUAAAAAAUCAAAAAUGUUUACUCGUCCGUUAUAUAAUGCUCAACCCAGUCAAGCUACAAAAAUUCUAGAUCCUGCUGCACCCAAUUAUCGUAUGGGCGAUUAUGGCUACGGUAAAGAGGAUGCAAGAGUUUUUCAAGUUAAGAAAAAUGGACCUAUACAUUCCAUAUUAGAAUACAAAGUAAGUGCUUAUAUGCGUCUGGGUAGUCAUAAAGAAUAUUACGAAGCGAAUAACUGUGAUAUAAUUGGUAGCGAUGUUGCUGAAACUACUAUUUAUAUGCAUGCACGCAAAUAUGGUCUUAAGACUCCAGAAGAAUUCGCGCUAUCACUCACUAAACAUUUUCUCGACACAUACAAUAUUAUAGCCGAGUCAAAUGUUGUUGUCGAAGAUUUGCAGUGGGAUCGUCUAGGCACUAAAGAGAGUGAAGGCUAUUAUAAAGAUGCUGCACAUAACCACGUAUUUACGAGAAAUUGUAAUGAAAAACGGUAUUGUGAAGUUGUUCGCAAAAGGGGAGAGGACAAACCAUUACUAAUUGGUGGUAUAAGUGAUUUGCGUGUUAUUAAAACUGCUAAAUCCUCAUUUGUGGGUUAUGUUAAAGGUGAUCUGUUUACAGAGGGUGAUAUGCCGGAGCGUAUACUCUGUACAGACCUGAAUGCUAGAUGGCAAUAUGCAACUAUUGAUAAUAUUGAUUUCACAAAACAUUGGUAUAAAGUACGCGAAAUUUUACUUAAGAGUUUUGCUGGUCAUCCAGUGGACGGCUUUAGUACAACGUCUGUGCAAUUUAUUGCUUAUACAGCGGAGCGUAAUAUAUUGGAUGCUAUGCCAGAGAUUUGCAGUGUUAUGAUAACAUUGCCAAAUUAUCCCCAUCUGCAGUAUGAUUUUUCACGUUUCCCAUCCUUUGAAUCUGAAGUUGACGUAAUUAUAAGCAAUCCAAGGGAUCUACCUCGAAGUGUUGGUUAUGCACAUUUAGACCGUCUUAAAUUAAACGAAAACUAAUUAAAAUCUACAGAAAUUAAAUUCUUUGAAAUAGUGAUAUCACAACAAUAAAAUAAAUACAAACAAUAAAAUAGCACAAAUUCGUUUUUAGU